AUGGGGUCAGGUCCGACAGGCAACCGCGUGUUCGCGCCAACGAUCUUUUUCAUUGCCUUUCGUGAGGCCCUCGAAGCAGCCCUGGUGAUUGGUAUUCUAACAGGUAUGCUGGAGAGGGUUGUAGGUAAAAACAAGCAUACCAUGGAUGAUGCGUCAAAAAAGCUUAUUCGAAAACUUCGUAUAUACAUUAUCGCGGGGGCUCUCACUGGGUUAGGUAUUGCUUUCAUAAUCGGCGCCAUUUUCCUUGCUAUCUUUUAUACACAGACCACUGAUUUGUAUGGUCGCUCGGAAGAGCUAUGGGAGGGAAUUUUCAACUUAAUCGCUGUGGUACUGAUCACACCCAUGUCGCUUGUGAUUUUGCAUGCGGACAAGUCGCGUGCCAAGUGGAAGAAGAAGCUUGCACGAGCCUUCAAUGGCAUGGACACUGUGCGGAAAGAGGCCCUUCAUAAUGACGAGGCAGGCCUAAUCCAAUCUACAGCAAAGUCAGAGAAAGAGAGGAUGGAGACGCCUGAGACCAUGUCGUUUUUACAAAAGGUUCAUAUGUGGACUCGCGUAGUCCGCAAACCUCUAGAGGGCGAUGCCAAAGGCCCAACCGCUAUAUUUGUCAUUCCGUUGGUGACAACGCUACGUGAGGGACUUGAGGGUGUCGUGUUUAUUGGUGGUGUAUCGCUGGGCUUGCCAGCCUCGUCCAUUCCUCUUCCCGCCAUUGUGGGAAUUUUUUGCGGUUUGCUCGUUGGCUUUAUUAUUUUCAAGGCACGCUCCAUCUCAAAAAUCAAGCCGUUCCUUGUGUUUUGCACCUGUGCUCUGCUUAUUAUUGCUGCCGGCAUGUUUUCACGAUGUGUCUACUACUUUCAGUUUUACAAGUAUGUCCAAAAAGUUGGCGAUGCGGCAGCGGAAAGCGGCUCAGGUCCAGGCAGUUACAAUGCGCUGGACUAUGUAUGGCAUCUGGACUGCUGCAACCCAGAAGAUAAGACAAACAAUGGCGGUAGUGGCUGGUCCAUUCUCAACAGUCUAGUCGGCUGGAACAAUACAGCUACUAUCAGUACCAUUCUUUCCUACAUUCUUUAUUGGAUUGCCAUCGCGAUCUAUCUCUGUUAUUACAUCAUUAAAGAGCGCAACCGAAAGAAAAAGCGCACCAUUAUCGGGCAACCAAACGAGGCUACACAUGAUACCCAUGUGUGA
Messenger RNA from Malassezia pachydermatis, 1182 nucleotides. RefSeq names its product high-affinity iron transporter. NCBI's taxonomy places the organism in Eukaryota, Fungi, Basidiomycota, Malasseziomycetes, Malasseziales, Malasseziaceae. The transcript has a single exon. Gene Ontology annotation, molecular function: ferrous iron transmembrane transporter activity. The record is from RefSeq and is a predicted model, not a curated record. Gene Ontology annotation, cellular component: high-affinity iron permease complex; plasma membrane. Bases 1 to 1182 code for a protein of 393 amino acids. Gene Ontology annotation, biological process: iron ion transmembrane transport.